This is a messenger RNA of Panicum virgatum (switchgrass), 4806 nucleotides long. RefSeq names its product putative F-box/FBD/LRR-repeat protein At5g44950. Gene Ontology annotation, molecular function: protein binding. The record is from RefSeq and is a predicted model, not a curated record. Bases 212 to 1618 code for a protein of 468 amino acids. The transcript is spliced from 3 exons. NCBI's taxonomy places the organism in Eukaryota, Viridiplantae, Streptophyta, Magnoliopsida, Poales, Poaceae.
UAGAUUCCAACCCUGUUUGCUGAAGCGUUCGUCUAUCCAUCCGCCGGGGUAAUUGCGGCUCUCCGGCCUCCGCCACCGCGAGCAGCGCCGGAGAUGGUGGCGCUGACUCGCGGCGCCAACAAGAGGAUAAUGGAGGCCGCCCAGGGGCAACACCCGGAGGCGAUCUCAGGCUCUCCAGUCUCCACCAACUGAGCCGCGACCACCGCCUGCAAUGGCGACGGAAGCACCCCAUCCCAAGCCGCAAGGGCCGCCGCCGUCGCUCGGCGCCGGCGAGGAAGGAGGAGUCGGCUGCUGCUGCUGCUGCUGCGGCGGCGGCGGCGUCGAUCGCAUCAGCGGACUCCCCGACGCUAUUCUCGGCGAGAUCAUCUCCCUCCUCCCCAUCAAGGAUGCCGCCCGCACGCAGGCCCUCGCCUCCCGGUGGCGCCACCUGUGGCGCUCCGCGCCUCUCAGCCUCGACGGCGGCGACCUCCCCGACGAGGGCGAGAUCUCCCGCGCCGGCCUCAUCUCGCGGAUCCUUGCCGCCCACCCGGGCCCGGCUCGCCGCUUCUCCGUCUCCGCGCUCCAGCUCCUGCUCUGCCCCUCGGCGGUCGGCUCCUGGAUCUGCUCGCCCGCGCUCGACGGCCUCCGGGAGCUCGAGUUCCACAUCGGCGAAUUGAUAAACUUGCAGUCACCCUUGCCAUGGCUGCCGGAUUCUGCCUUCUUUCGUUUCUCGGCCACCCUCCGCCUGGCCACCAUCAGCAAAUGCCGCAUCCCGGAAGGCACUGCCGGAGCGCUUCGCUUCCCCCAGCUCAGGGAGCUUGCUCUUGAGAGCGUCAGCGUCUCGGAGGACUCACUACAGAGCAUGAUUGCCGGAUCUCCUGUCCUGGAGUGCUUGCUGCUUAGUCGCAGCGUUGGCUUCAGUCGUGUCCGGAUCAACUCCCAGAGCCUUGUAAGCAUCGGUGUGCGAAAUUUCUCAGGGGAACUCAUCAUCGGGAAUGCCCCUUCGCUUGAAAGGCUGCUGCAACUCGAACUAUUUCAAGACCUUCGUCUGUCAAUAAUUGCAGCACCAAAGCUGCAAACAUUGGGCUGGAUUUCUGACCGCGAUCGUUACUUCAAGCUGGCAUUUGGCACUACAGCAGUUCAGGACUUGCGUUCUGUUAGCGCUACGGCAGUGGUGUGUACUAUCAAGAUUCUAGCUGUUGAUAUUCAUACACUUAGCCUGGAUAUGGUUCUUGAUUUAAUGAGAUGCUUUCCAUGCUUGGAGAAGCUGUACAUCGAGCUUUUUCUGUCGGUGGACAGAAAUUCAUGGUGUCGUAAACACCAUGAUGUUAUUAGAUGCCUUGAUAUCCGUCUGAAGACUGUAGUGUUGAAGAAUUAUUAUGGCAUAAAGUCUCAUGUGAACUUUGCAUUAUUCUUUGUAUUGAACGCAAAAAUGCUGGAGUCAAUGACAUUUGAGGGUGGAGCCUGCCAUAAUCAAAAGUUUAUUGCAGAGCAGCAUAGUUUACUUGAGCUCGAGAAAAGGGUUUCGAGAAGCGCACAGUUUUAUUUCACAGUUUGUAGAUCUUGGGACAAAAAUCUUACACAUAUAAAACAUGUCCAUGAUUUGUCAAUAACUGAUCCUUUUGAAUAUAGAUGUUGAAACUUGGUUAGUUUGUGUUUUUGAGUAGUUAUUCUUGCCUAGCUCAUUUUCACAUCUGUGUUUUGUUCAUAUUGCGUGAUUCUAUUGUGUGUAGUGUUUUGUAAUUUGUACAAUUCUGCAACCUUCUGAUAUUAGCCGGACUACAUACAUAUACUGUUUCUCUUGAGUGCUACUAUAUAAAGCCAUGCCCAUCAAUUGCAUUGAUGAAGGAGGGCUAAUCAACAAUAGCAGCCACAGCUUUAGAAGGUAGCAUCAUGAGGUGCUCUGUUUUUCUUGAGAGCAAUAAUUAAAUGUUUUGAUAAUUGAUACAUCACACUUCAACAUGGUUUGACUAUACCUUACCUACUGUAUAAAUAUUUCAGUAGAGCUAUUGUAAGUCCUUACGAUUUUCCAGUAAUAUUGUUGCUAUUCAUGGUUAGGAUGGAAUAGCGAGUUGAAAUUCCUUAUACCAUGCCUAUACUGAUAUUUUGUUUAAUCAUGUGGAACCUUACUAUUUUUACCAUUAUAUGUGGCAUCUUAAAGAAUUAGUUUCACAAGACAUCUGUAUUCUGUUUUCAUUCAGCAAGACCCCUGGCUUCUUAACUGGUUUACCCUGAUAAUGUUCUAGCAAGUUAUGUCAUAUCCCUUUUUGUUUACAAAUUUAUGUGAUGUGUGUUUGUUGGUAAAUAUAUAUUUUUCUCAUACCUUUUUGUGUACAUUUUACCCUUAGUUAUAAAAAAUGGAAGUGUGCCUAGUUAGAUUCCUGAACUUGAUCCAUUGUGAGUUAGCAAUUAUUCUACUCGUCGAUGUCUUAGGUCCCACCAGUUAAUUGAACUAACUGUUGAAAAUGAAAUACCUUGUCAGACAUCUUGUUAGCUUUCGUACAGUCAUGUUGCAAAUAAUGGUUGAUUUGAUGAAGCUUUCUAGCAAGUAUUGUUCUGUCCCACUACUGUCACAUUAAGUCCAUAAAAUACCUGUCAUUGGUAAUAUGGCUCAUUUUGACCAGUUGUAUUCACCAUUUUGGAUCCUUAGAAGUAGUAUGUACAUUUGUGAUUCUUUGCUGUUCUAUACAUGACGCUUAUGCUUAGGACUCUUCCUGAUUGUAGAUACAGAACUUGAGUCCUGUUCAUAUAGAGAUGUGGACCAGGUGAUUGACCAUAUAAUUUCAGUAAUGAAAAAUACAGGGCCAUUUCUGUAGCUACACUGGCAGUUCCUUUUUCUUCUGUGGUUAGUUUAUUGCAUAAUCUUAGAAGGAUGCGGGCGAGAUAUGUAAACCUGUGAACACAGACCCUUUUUUGUGUUUAUUUAGUCGAAUGAUGACCUUUUGGGCUCUUGCAAAACAUAAAUAUGCCUAUAGGAUAACAACAUGGAACUUUUAAUGCAGUGUAGACCAUGUUCUCUAAGUUUACUUUCAAGUUCUGAAAACAAAGUUCAUUAUUUUGCUGAAAACAAAGUUCAUUAUGUUUUGUGCUAUUGAAGCCUCACUUGUUGCUAAUGAAUAAUGAUAACUGAAACCCAAAAACAAUAACUUUUUAGAUUCCCAGAUAACUGUGGUCUCAAUAUCUUUUUCACUUCUGCAUAUCUAUGAAGCUAUUUUUUCCGGAUUUAGUUAUCAUUACUCCUUACUCUUUGGAUAAUUUAUCCUGUAAAUUACAUGCUCUUUUUUUGUUAGAGGAUGCAUACUGACAUUAGUUUUUUUAUUUUAUUUUUUGAAUCAGACCUCCAGGUUUCAGUUGUCAUUUCUCAUUACUCUUUGAUAAUUUAUCCUGUAAAUUACAUGCUAUUUUUUGUUAGAGGAUGCAUACUGACAUUAAGUUUUUAUUUUUAUUUUUGAAUCAGACCAACUUGAAGUAUUACUGUAUUAGUGCUGAACUGCUGAUCCCUGGUUUAUCCAUCUGAACAUUGUUCAGAUUAAAAGAGCAUUGGAGGAUUGUUAGGUAAACUCUGAUAUAUUGUGUGUUAUAAUUUGUUAACUGAAAUCAGAGGAGACAGCUCUAGAUACGCAGUGUGCAGUUUGAAUAUGUGUUUGUUGGUUAGAUUAGUUCUAUUUAUGAAAUACAAUGCAUACAGAUGAUUUUCGGUCUCUGAUGAUUGAUCCCAAGGUACAGGUGCUGAGACUGUAUUUGAUACGCAAUAGGAGUUACUCCCUCUGUCCCAUGAAGAGCGCAAUGCUAAUUUUUUCCAGAUAGAUUAGUGUUGUUGGCAAAUGACCAUCGUACCAAGUAAUUGUCUUAAUCCCAUUGAGUUAGGCAUAAAAGGUGUUCAAUUUGCAUGGAGUUAGUUAAUUAAUUCCUAAAAUAUAUAUUUGAUAGUAUAAGGCAGGUAGUUAUUGCUACUUGCUAGGAUUGCACUCUUUGUUUUUUUUUAAUCUUAGAAUUGCACACGGGAUGGAAGGAGUACUAUUUUUUACUAUUUUGUUACAUGGGCCUUUCAGAUUAGACUUCCGGGUCUCUCUUCUCAAUGUUGGAUGUUUCCAUCAUCUUCUGUGAAGUUUGCUGGUAUCUUUGUAUCUGCAGCACUAAAGAUGUAAUGGUUCUCUGGUUUCCAAUACUGGCUCCACCUCGAGAUUACAGUUCCUCAGGUAUUUGCAUGUUUUACCUUUCACCUUGUGAGCCUUUGACUUCCUUUUCUUCCUUCUGCUUUGAUUAUUCCCACUAUCAUUUUGACUCUGCUGGUGGAGGUACCUGCCCUUGCUCUGGUGAUAGAACGAAACUUUGGUGAUCAUGGUGGAGUCACAAUGUGGUUUCUAGGCUUUCCAAUGUGCCUGAGGGUCUAUUAGGUUUCUUUUUGGACAGUGCUAAGGAUUGUUGGUUAUCUCACUCAUUAUGUGCUUCAUCCAACAAGCUCUCCUUUAAAUACUCCCGACGCUGAAGACCCUUCAUUUGAUUCUGGUUCCCGCUGAGGUAGAACCUGUUAUGUUAUGUUAGCUUUUAUAUGUGGUUUCAGCUAUGCAAUUAUGUAGGGCAAAAAUUCCUUUCCAGCAAAUGUUUUUUUAUCUAGUUUUGGAUUGAAUUAUGGACAAUCCUAACAUUGUGGCAGAUUGAUGAACUUGCAGUGAAGAAAAAAGAAAGUAUGCUUCCCCUAGAUGUUUUGUGUCAAUUUUCAAGGCGCAUAAUCAAAUUUAUGUAUUAUGUCAUUCCCAUCUAGUAUGACUGGAAGUCUUUUGUUACAUACCUAUUUUAAGAUCUGAAUAAUAUUGUUUCUUCUGA